CAGUUCACUCGCUGAAACGAUGCUGAUCACCAUGUUCUUUAAGAGUCUCUACUUACUUUUGCUAUCGUUGAGUUGCGCUUUUGGGGAGUGCAUUCAAAAGCCGGUUGAAACUUUGGAAGCGCCAUUGUUUGGCCAGUGGCAGGUUGAACUGUUCCAGCGGAUUGAUCCGGGUGAUCUGAAGAAUGUCUGUGGUGGAACGAUCAUCGGUAAACAGUUCGUGAUAACUGGAGCAGAUUGCAUUGAAACUUCAAACGCCGAAGAGGUCUUCGUUCAAGGAGGUGAUUCGCAGCAACAAGUGCCAGUGGAGAAGAUUUUUAGACAUCCCUCGGGUGAUGUUGCGCUGUUGAAGACUGAUCAGGAUUUCAAUGUAGAACCGUUGUCAUUGUGGAGUAGAUCUGGGGUGGAGGAGCUGAUUGUUGGCAAGAAAGGUUGGGCCGAAGAUUAUCAAAGCUACUCGGAGUCUUCAAUAGUGUCUAGAAGAAACUGCCGCAACAGUGAUGCUGGAUUCUACACGGAGUAUUUGGUAGAGAAGAAAAAGUUUUGCGCUAAGCGUCUCAAUGGAUCGCUUGCUCCCACCGGAGGUGGACUCUACAUCGCAGAUAAAGGCGGCAACUUGAGUCUACGAGGUAUUGCCAGCAGUGUCAAAGUUAAGCCAGAUAGCUAUGCACUGUUCACCGAUGUAGCGACCUACCUUCCAUGGAUCCAAGAACAAAUCGGUGGCAAAAACGUACAAGCCACCUCUUCUGAGUGUGGUAAAAGGUCAGCGAUCGACGCGGGUCGACCCUGGCCCUGGCAGGGCCAGGUCUACCGCAAUGAUUCCGGUUCAAUACAGAGAGUUGCCAGUGUGGCGAUCAUCAGCGAACUGUUCCUGGUAUCCCCAGCUGGUGUCUACAGCUCAUCGGAACUACGCGAUCCCACUCAGCUGUCCCUGACUUUCACAUCGCAUGAAAGUGGACAAGCUAAGGUGUUUCACAGCCAGCGAAUCGGGAAGAUCAUUCGCCAUGAGAAGUUCUACCCGGAAAGUGGAAGCAACAACAUUGCUUUGCUACAGCUGCAAACUCCGUUAAAGUUAUCUGAACGGCUAAGUCCGAUAUGUCUGUGGAGAGGUGACCCAAGGGAGUUCAACAUUGAAGUUAGAAGAGGUGGUACAGGAGGAUUCACUCCAGUAAAGGAUUGUGACGGUCCGCAGAACCACUUUUGCAUCGAAACUAGUGCGCCAGUGGCUUGGAACGAUACGUUCUACUCAGAAAGGGGCGGUUCAUGGUAUCUGAAAGGUAUCACUGCUAACGUUUCCACGGGUGAAAACGGAUCUAGAGCGAUGCUGCUAGACGUGCCGCGGUACACGGAGUGGAUCGAUGAGAAUACCGUGUUCCGCAGAAAGAACCUGCUGGGCAAUCUGAACUGUGCCAAGCGGUUCAUAAAUGAUUACACGUUCAUCUCUGAUGCAGUCGGGAAGAAGUGCUUCGCCGCUCAUAUCAAGCCAACGAUUCUGUUGACUACAGCAACAUGCUUGGAGAAUGUCACCGCUUCGGAAAUCACGGGAACCAGCGGCAACCAAACCUCCCAGGUCAAGUCAAUCCACGUCCACCCCCGCUUCAACAGCUGCAACCACGCCAACAACAUUGCAAUCGUUCAGCUUGAGCAACCGCUGGACAGCACCACUCCAUUCUGCCUGCAUCUGGACCCUCCGAAGCGGAAAUUCCGACUGCGUAGUUUGCUUCCCAACCGGGGCUUCGAGAGGCACUUCUACGACCUGGCACCAAGCCCGGGUGGAAUACUGGAAUGUGCCGACCAGUGGCGUCGCGAGGGCAUCGAGUUGGACACUGCCGGGGGCCAUCUGUGCGGGGAACUGGAGGGAAUCUCGGAAAAUCGAGGCGACCCAUUCUGCGCGGAAAAGUUCGAGGGGAGUUCGCUGUACUACGACUACGGCGAUGGGCAGGGCGUGUACCUGCGCGGGCUGCUGGAUUUUGACAAGCGGAACCACUGCGAAAAGCUGCUGGAACUUCCGGAGGUGUACGUCGACGUGACGUUCUACGCCGAGUGGAUCCGCGACAUUGUGGGGGCGUUCCGGGAGGACAGUUAAUACCGAAAAUAAAACGAGCAAAACUUGUUUCAUCCAGAGUGCAAA
Culex quinquefasciatus (southern house mosquito) is the source of this 2128-nucleotide messenger RNA. RefSeq lists its product as uncharacterized. Bases 20 to 2083 code for a protein of 687 amino acids. Gene Ontology annotation, biological process: proteolysis. The transcript is spliced from 2 exons. NCBI's taxonomy places the organism in Eukaryota, Metazoa, Arthropoda, Insecta, Diptera, Culicidae. Gene Ontology annotation, molecular function: serine-type endopeptidase activity. The record is from RefSeq and is a predicted model, not a curated record.